Messenger RNA from Mytilus trossulus (common blue mussel), 3539 nucleotides. RefSeq names its product toll-like receptor 3. Gene Ontology annotation, cellular component: plasma membrane. Gene Ontology annotation, biological process: immune response; inflammatory response; toll-like receptor signaling pathway. NCBI's taxonomy places the organism in Eukaryota, Metazoa, Mollusca, Bivalvia, Mytilida, Mytilidae. The record is from RefSeq and is a predicted model, not a curated record. Bases 161 to 2647 code for a protein of 828 amino acids. Gene Ontology annotation, molecular function: protein binding; transmembrane signaling receptor activity. The transcript has a single exon.
UGUUCCGUAAACAGAUCUGCAUUCUUACACAAGACUGGUUUUCUCACACUAAGAAAGAUGUGUACUGUUUUCUUUUCGUAACAUCAUCAUGAACAUGAUGAAUAAGAGAUAAAUGGAAUUCUACAAAUAAUCUUACUAGAUUGAAUCAAACUUUUUAAACAUGAAUUUGGGAAUUACUAUCGAUAAAAGUGUGGGAUUCUUUCUUACAUUUUUUUGCAUUUUUACUGCAACCGCUUCAUCAACAUAUGAAGGAGCAGUAAACAAAUUCGUGAUAGCAGAUUAUUCAAACAGAAGUCUAAAAGAAGUUCCAAAACAUCUGCAUAUAGACAUUAAUGAACUUAUUCUUGACCAAAACGACAUACAAAUAAUCGAAAACGGAACUUUCAAGAGAUUGAGUGUAUUGAUUAAACUCACAAUUAAUGACAAUAAAUUGAAUAUUUUACAAAUGGAUGCAUUCGAAGGAUUGUUAUCAUUACAAGUUUUAGAAAUGGCGGGAAAUAAUAUAACGUUGUCAAUGUUUACUUCCAAACUCUUCAGAUUUGUACAGAAUUUAAAAGAGCUAGACGUCAGUAGAAAUAUGAAUUUAUCGGAUCAAGAAGACUGGACAGUUUAUCCAGAUGGAGCAUUCGCAGAACUGAGGGAGUUAGAAAAUUUUUCGAUUGAUCUUGCACCCUUCCCAAUUUUUGGAAAAGGAUUUAUGAAAAUGGGAAAACUCCUCAAACUGAAAUUUAACCAUUGCCAGGUACGCGUUAUGAAUAGCACCAUGUUGGAAAAUUUCAACUCGAGCGUUGAAUCUUUGUACUUAAGUAAAUGUCGACAUUUUGUAAGAGUAGACACUGGUCUACUUGAACCUUUCCCAAAUCUUAAAGUAUUAGAUUUAUCUGAGACUUAUAUGCAUCCAAUCCAAGCUUUUAAGCUUCUAGAACCGUUAUCUAACCGCACGAUGGAAACUAUCAACUUUCGUCAUGUGAAUGAUGAAUCGAUAAUGAAUAGCAGUACAUACAGGUAUGAAGUAAAUAUAACAGCCGAAAUGAUGAAAUACUUGAAAACAAUUUGUGUACAUGUUCUCGAUGUUUCAGAUAAUAAUAUUAUAGACUUUGAAAAUGGAUCACUUUUAACAAUGGACAGACCUGAGUGUCUGUAUUAUAUUUCACUUUCUAAAAAUAGAUUCUCGUUGUUUAAUGGUCACCAACUUGACAAUAUAAAACAGUUUUUUGCAAGAACUACAAAUCUUUCGAGGUUUGACUAUUCAUUUAUACCUUUAGGUUUCAUUAACUACUCGCACCAUCUGAAUUACAAUAUCAGUGGUUUUCCACCAGAAAGGGUUAUUACAUUACCCUCAUCCAUACAAGUAGUACAAAUGAGUCAUAUUUUCCAUGCCGGUGAGCCAGUAUUAUGGGUAAUACCGGAAAAUACAAGUAUAAGUCGUUUUGAUGUAUCUUUUUGUCAAACUGUUGAUCAGGCAAAAUUAUUGAACGGUUCGGAAAUAGACUAUUUGGAUGUAACAGGAAUUGAUUCCCAAGUAGUGUUCAACACAUUGCAUUUGCAUCCAUUGUCAAAACUCUCAACACUGAUAAUGGAGCAUACGAAUCUCUACCACACCAACAAAAUGGAGAAGAACGUUUUCAAUUACGUUUCAGGAACCGAAAAACUAGACAUUUCAAAUAAUUUUUUGUGGGAACUGCGUCAAAAUAUCUUUGAAAAUAUAAAAACAUUAACGUAUUUGAAUUUGUCAAAUAACCUUUUCCGCACAAUUCCUCUUGCAAUAACAAAAUUGCCAUAUCUUAAGGAACUGGACAUGACAAACAACCUUCUUACCAAUAUAAAUAGCACCUUUCAAGACUUUUUCAGAGGUAUGGGACCAGGAUUCAAGCUACAUUUGGAUAAUAAUGCGUUCGUUUGUGACUGUACAAACUCUGACUUCAUUCUUUGGCUUAAUAAUAAACACGUUACGCUUGAUGCAAAUGGAACAUACAAAUGUAUCCUUCAAAAUUCUAAAGAAAAUGAUACAUAUUAUGCUUUCUUACAUUUCAAUCAUUUGUAUGCAGGAUGUAACAGCAAACUGUGGCUUAAAGCAGUACUCGGAUUGUUUUUGACAUUUAUUGCGAUUUUCUUUCCUUUUACACUUGUGUAUAGUUUCAGAUGGAGAAUUUCAUUUUAUUUAUACAAACGCUUCAGAAAUAGCUUAGAAAAGGGCAUUGCUGUUAAUUUUAAGUAUGAUGUUUUUGUGUUUUAUACGGAAAAUGACCUUCCAUGGAUAAAAUAUGUACUAAUGCCAAAAUUAGAAAGAAAAUGGGGGCUGCAAAUGUGUAUACAACACAGAGAUUUUACUGUAGGAAAACCUAUAGCUGAUGUUAUAGCAGAUAGUAUCGAACAGAGCAGGCAUAUUAUAUUUCUUGUAACUUCUUCGUUUCAACAUGAUUCGUGGGGAGAAUACGCAAUCGAAAGGGCAAAAUAUCAUCACUUUUCACAAAAUUUACAGAAAAUAAUAGUUAUAACAAAAGAUUUACAGACGGAAGAAAUUCCACACGAAUUAGCAAUGUUGUGGAAAGACAUAGCUCUUAUUGAAUGGCCUAUGAACGAAAAUGGUCUUGAAAAUGCCUGGAAUAAACUGAAGCUGUGGCUAUUCUUAAACCAGCCUAAAUGAAAUAUCAGUGAUUAAUUUCAACGCUUAUUACAGUCAUGAAAACCAAAUAUAAAUUGUCAACUAUCUGAAGGAACCCAAUACGUUGGUCAUUUACCUUCUUAUGUAAUCUGCAUGAAUGUUAUUGUUUACUGAUAUUUUUAUUUUAAAUGGAUAUUUUCAACCUAGACAUGAAAGCUAUAAUACAAAUAUUAGUGGCGAUUUAUGAAUUGUAUAUCUAUGGUUACCGAUUUUAUAGAAUAGACUGAUUCAAAUGUCCAUUUAUUGCAUGUUGUGUGUCUAGUGACACGUGCUACUUCAUGCAUUUCAAUUGUCAUUACAAUGGGUACUUUCUCCUCUUUUGGCACGACAAUGUGUUUACUUUACUCUUUUAUUCAUAUUGCAUUGACAAUGUAGGUACUUUACUCCAUCAUUCAUAUUGUCAUGAUAAUGUUUUACCUUACAAAAUUACUCAUAUUGUUAUGACAAUGUGAUUGCUUUACUCAAUUAUUAAAAUGGCAUUCCAAUUAUGUUUGCUUAACUCAAUUAUUCACUGUGUAAUUUCAAUAUGUUUACUUUACUAAUUGUCAUGACAAUGUGUUUACUCUGUUCAAUUGUACAUAUUAUCAUGCCGAUGUAUUUAACAGAAAAUCUGCGAUCGUCUUGGAAUAGAACAAGGCAAAGUUGUUUCCAAAAAAAAUUGCAACGGUGAUGCAGGUGAUCAUGAGUGAUUUUAUAAUUUUUUUGUAUCCAUGCCCAUGGGGCACCAACAGACUAGUUGACCUGAAUAGUGACAUUGUUUAAUUAACUCAAUUAUCUAUAUCGUCUUAUCAAAAUGUUAAUUGUGCUUAAUUGUUUAUAUUGCCAUAACAUACAUGUUUACGUACGCAAUCAUUUAUAUUUUUAUGUUGAUGUU